UGUUAUAACACACUGGCAGCUUAUCAGAUGUUAUGCAUGCAACUGUCCAUGGUGUCUGCAAAACCGUCUACAAGAAAAGGUCACAGAAGAAAGGAUCUACCUUUCUGAACUGUUGCACAGAGAGCUGCAAUGCGUUUCUGAUCUGAAUGGAUGAUAAAAAUGAAGAUUGAUCAAUUUAAAGUGGUUGGGGUCUUGUGCUUUGCUUUCGUCACUAUAGGAGGACAAAGUUUCGAAAGUAAAGUGGCCCAGUUACUCCAGGACGAAGCGGACGAUAUCAAAUGUUUCGUGGAGGGCAAGAAAGAUCUGACUUGCUUUUGGGAGGAUCAACAGGAAAAUAAUGAUUCGCACAGUCAAUAUACAUUCACCUAUUUAUAUGAGCAUGAUAAGAGCAGAACUUGUGUCGUUUCAUCGCUGGUUUUACUGGCCAGCAACAAAACGGUGUACUUCUGCAAACUCCCUCAAAUCCUGUUCUUCACGCUCCUUGACGUUCAGGUGCUUCAUGAUGGCCGGAUGCUUUACAACCGUAGCCUGAACGUUGAGAACGUCUUGCUUCUCGAUCCCCCCAGAAACCUCACAGUGGUGAGCUCAGGAAAAGAAGGGCAGUUAAAUGUGAGCUGGUUGCCUCCACCUCUCAAAUACAUGGAUGACAGUAUGAUAUACGAGGUCAGAUACGCAGUGGAGGGAAGUCACAUGGGCAAGGUGGAUGAGAUAAAAGCCAGCACAAUGCUGAUCCUGCGUGGAUUACAGCCCGGCACCAAGUACAAGGUGUGGGUCCGCGUCAAACCCGAUGGCGUCUCCUACAAAGGUUACUGGAGCGCCUGGACUGAACCUGUGUUUGGAACAACACCACAAAGUGACAUGGAUCCGCUGAUCGUGUUACUGGUUUUGUUUAUUGCAUUGAUUCUGUUCAUACUCUCAGUGACUGUGAUACUGUCCCACCACAAGUUUCUUCUGAAGAAAGUGUGGCCUGAGAUCCCGACUCCAGAGCACAAAUUUCGAGGUCUCUUCACUGUCUACGAAGGAGAUUUUAAGGAAUGGAUGUACCAAAAUAACGGGAGUAUGUGGGGAAGAUCUGUUCAUGUCUACACAGAGGAACUUCCUUCACCUCUGGAGGUUCUGUCAGAGAUCUCAUUGGCCAGCCAUCCGACUUCCUUAAGAGACGAAAGAAAAACUACGGAGGCGGAUGAGGAAAAGAUGGAAAGCGAUGGUACUGACUCUGGACUAACAGGUAGCUGGCAGGAACCCCCUCACAGCCAUUGGUUUAUGGAUCAGUUGAGGGCACUUCAGGGAAACCCAUCCCUUUCCCAGUCAUUGUUACUGGAGUCACACGACACAUACGUCACUCUUAACCAUCACUCCCAGCAUGCCCAAAUAGAAGGCGAAAGCCGGUUGGGCGAUGUCUUUGAGGAGUCUUUACCUCUGCAGACGCUCUUCACCAACGAGGGAACGUCAUCUUUGAGCGCCUCACAUUCAGACAUCGGCUCUCUUCAGCAGAGCUCGGGUUCGGGCAGACUGUCUUCGCAAUCCAGCUUCGAGUAUCCUAACCACACGUGGCCGCCCAAAGGGCCGGGUUACGCCUACAUGGCGAAUGCAGACUCUGGCGUUUCCAUGGACUAUAGCCCGAUGAGCUCGAGCAGGAUAGAGGAACUUGGGAAACGGGCGAUCUACACCAAUGAAUACAAAAACGAGAUUUUUAGCCACAAGUGGCCGAUCUCCGGUCAACGCAUUGAAUCUGGAUACUGACACUACACUUUCAGAUCAGGAUUUCUGUUGGAGACAUGACGUUUGGGGCACACAUGAAAACACUAGGAUCUUUGAAAUGGUAAAACCUAAUCCAUCAGAUAAAAUAAGCUAGUUGUGUUAUGGCAGCUGUUUUCAAUUUUUAUAAUAUUUUUUAUCUCUUAGUCUUUUAAUCGGUGGCACUUUCCACAAAUAGGUGUAAGAAAUUGAGUAUUCGAUUACAGCUAUAAAUCCCAAUUUUUGGAACUUAUGAUCUGUCUUAGAUUAUGUAUUAUGAAACAUAAUAUUAAAUGUUACGUAAAAAAUACAUCAAAUAUCUGUACCAUUGUUACAGUUAGCAAACCCUCAUAUAAAUAAAAAGCAAAUAAAAUGUGCAGUUUAAUGUUGUCAUAUGUCUCUCCCUAUGCCGAUCAAUGACUUUAGACCUUAUUUGUGGAUGUGCCUGUUUGUUAUUCCGUUUUGAGCUAAAUUUAUGUAAAUUUGUACAUUUUCAUAUUAACAAUGUGGUUUUUAGGUUUAUCGUUAUGCAUAUCUUUUGUUCACAAAACCUUAAAGGGACACUGCAAUUUUUUGAAAAUAUGCUCAUUUUCCAGCUCCCCUAUAGUUAAACAUUAGAUUUUUACUGUUUUGGAAUCCAUUCAGCUGAUCUCUGUGUCUGGCGGUACCACUUUUAGCAUAGCUUAGCAUAAUCCAUUGAAUCUGAUUAGACCAUUAGCAUCACGCUAAAAAUAAAUAACCAAAGAGUUUUGAUAUUUUUCCUAUUUAAAACUUGACUCUUCUGUAUUUACAUCGUGUACUAAGACCGACAGAAAAUUUAAAGUUGUGAUUUUCUAGGCAGAUAUGGCUAGGAACUAUACUCUCAUUCUGGCGUAAUAAUCAAGGACUUUGCUGCCGUAACAUGGCUGCAGGAGGCGCAAUGAUAUUACGCAGCAGCCGAAAAUAGUCCCCUGCUAUUGAAAGUUACCAAGGGGACUAUUUUAUGGACCAUGUUAUGUCAGCAAUGUUAUUUUCUAGCAUGAUGCUAAUGGUCUAAUCAGAUUCAAUGGAUUAUGCUAAGCUAUGCUAAAAAUGUAGUGUCCCUUUAAAGUCUAGAGGAGGUCUGUGAAAAUCUUAGUCAUACAAAUGAUAACAUCCACCUGUUUCUGGUUUUUGUGUGUAUUGGCAUAUGUUCAGCUGUUCUGGUGCAUUCUGGGAAUGCUUGUGUGUUGGUAUAAAACAGACCCUUCAUAAAUCUGACAUCCGCCUGGAGGUUUCCUUCACACAAGGUGCUUAAAUUACUGUAUAGAAAACUCCAUCUACAGUCUAUUUUUAUUUAUUUCAAUGACUGUGAAAUUUCACAGGAUGAAAGAGGGGUGACGUUGAUAAUCAUUAUGUAAAAUAAUAUGGGCAGAAAAAUGCAAAAAUGUGCCAUGAUGACUGUGUGAAUCAAUGCGAAGGGAGUCCUGUCUGUUCGAUGGUACUACUUAUGAGCACUGGGCCUUAUUCAUGAAACACGAUGAGUAGUCAUUUUCAAACCAAGAUUUAUAGAUGAUUUUUGCCCAUCUCUGUGCAUUAAUAAUAAUAAUAAUAAUGAUAAUAAUAAUAGCUCUUUCUGACAAAAUUAUGAAUUUUUUAUAUUACAGGGUCCUAAUAUUAGAUAUUUUCUGUUUGAAGCAUUCAUUUUUUCUUUGUUAAAUAAUUUGAUUCAGGAAAUAUUGUACUUUUUUACC
Paramisgurnus dabryanus is the source of this 3449-nucleotide messenger RNA. The record is from RefSeq and is a predicted model, not a curated record. Lineage: Eukaryota; Metazoa; Chordata; Actinopteri; Cypriniformes; Cobitidae.